Messenger RNA from Klebsormidium nitens, 1061 nucleotides. Lineage: Eukaryota; Viridiplantae; Streptophyta; Klebsormidiophyceae; Klebsormidiales; Klebsormidiaceae. The record is from the annotation of a GenBank genome assembly.
GCAGCGAGAUCGAGCAACUCGCAAGCAAUUAAUUGGGCUUCAACUCGCUUCAUCAAGCGCUUAAAAGCAGUGAUUUGUAAGUUGUGAGUCGUGACCUUCCAUGUUUCCCUUUGUUACACAAUCCACCUUGUAGUUCCCCUUCACUUACAAAAGCACGGUCGGAACUUAGGAAAGCCUUUGGUAAGCUUUUACAGGAGAUUAUUUGCUCGCUUGUUGUUGCAGCACAAUUGCGGCGCCACAUAUAUUGAUUGAGAUUGUUAUCCUCUUUCUAAACAGUUGGUUGGACCGUGAGAAGUUAUACAAAGCCCACUUUUAGCUGACAAGAAGCCAUUCUUGCUCGCGAGACUAUCCCACUCACCCACAGGUCUGAACAAGAUGAACGGCGUCAACGCAAGUGGAAACCGGACAGGGAAAAUCAUGGUUAUCAUGCUGGUGACCGGCAUGCUGGCGGCAGCGGCCAGUGUGCACCUGGGGCCUGCUCUGUACGGACGUCCGGAGGAAGCUCAGCAGCGCACGUACUCGUCCGAAGGUGCCCUCAAGAAAAGAAGCAUGUGGUCUAAGGGCCAGAAUAAGUAGCUUGUCACACUUUCAAGUCCCCAGCUUGGCAAUGGCAGACUAGUAGUUGGAGACAAUGCUGCGACAAUACUAGCGUGAGUGGGGCAAAUUAAGGAGGGAGCAGAUAGCUUUCAGCAGUACACUUUGGAAGGUUCCCCACAUUGACUACAUCAAAUGUGGUGCAGAGAAUGCCACAGACAUUCCACAAUUUGUCUGCUGCCUGUAGAAGUAGCGGUUGAGCUCAUUUCGUCGCAAUUAGCGGUUGAGCUUUAGCACCAACGGCAAGUGUUCUGCCAUUUACAAUUAAAUUGGGUUUUAGUCACUUUUCUGAGGAGGAGUUUCGUGCGGAAUAAAAGUACCGCAGUCUGUAACCGGUCACCGUGGCUGGGGUCAGACUGCGAUGCCGCCCCCUGCGGUUGGAGGGCUGCACAAGCCCUUCGAUCACUACACCAGUCUCUCAGAGAUACCCAAGCCAGGUCAGCCCCCUCUGAUACGACAGACCGCCG